Carica papaya (papaya) is the source of this 1887-nucleotide messenger RNA. RefSeq names its product putative serine/threonine-protein kinase PBL21. NCBI's taxonomy places the organism in Eukaryota, Viridiplantae, Streptophyta, Magnoliopsida, Brassicales, Caricaceae. The record is from RefSeq and is a predicted model, not a curated record. Gene Ontology annotation, molecular function: ATP binding; protein kinase activity. Gene Ontology annotation, biological process: protein phosphorylation.
AUACACACACUGUGAAGAACAGAGAUGGUGCGGUGUCGUCCCCGACGCGUGGUUUUCUCCCAUUUGCCCUUCUCUCUCCCGCCUGAUUGAUAUCUACACUUCCAACCUGCGAAUUUGGAGCUGCUGCCUCCUGUAUUGUUUGGUGUCUGGUUUUCUUAUUAUUCUUGUGUGCGAUUGCGGUGUGUUCAAGAGGAGACAGAAGAGAUGAGCUGUUUCUCUUGCUUCGCUCCGCGCACCAAGGAUAUAAGGGUCGACAUUGAAAGCGGCAGAUCUAGUUCGCGACACUCCGUUGAAUCUACAGCGUGUCCUAGUGAGAGGGGGAAGCAGAACCGUGUUGGUAAUGAUAAUGGGAAGGGAGUUGCAGUUGAGGAGGAAUGCAUCCGAAAUAGCACUGGUGGGGCGAGGAGUUUCACAUUCAAAGAACUUGCCAUUGCAACCAGGAACUUUAAGGAGGUCAACUUGAUUGGAGAAGGAGGUUUUGGAAGGGUUUUCAAGGGUCGUCUAGAAUCAGGACAGAUUGUGGCCAUUAAGCAACUCAAUCCUGAGGGUCUCCAGGGUAAUCAGGAAUUCAUUGUGGAGGUUCUCAUGCUGAGCCUAUUGCAUCAUGCCAAUCUUGUUACACUGAUUGGUUACUGUACUGCUGGAGAUCAAAGGCUAUUAGUUUAUGAAUAUAUGCCAAGGGGUAGUUUGGAAGAUCACCUUUUUGAUCUUGAACCUGGUCAAGAAGAGCCUCUUAGUUGGAACACUCGCAUUAAGAUUGCAGUUGGUGCUGCUCGUGGUAUUGAGUAUCUUCACUGCAGAGCUAAUCCGCCAGUUAUUUAUCGUGAUCUAAAGUCAGCAAAUAUUUUACUGGAUGAUGAAUUCAACCCAAAACUCUCAGACUUUGGACUUGCCAAGUUGGGUCCUGUUGGUGACAAAACACAUGUUUCAACCAGGGUGAUGGGAACUUAUGGAUACUGCGCUCCUGAGUAUGCGAUGAGUGGCAAAUUGACUCUUAAAUCAGAUAUUUAUAGCUUUGGUGUGGUAUUGCUGGAGUUGAUAUCUGGGCGGAAGGCUAUAGAUCUAACUAAAAGGCGUGGAGAGCAGAACCUUGUUGCUUGGUCUCGUCCUUUUCUCAAGGAUCAGAAGAAGUAUGGCUACCUGGUUGAUCCUCUCAUGCAAGGACGCUUUCCUCGUCGUUGUCUGAACUAUGCAAUUGCAAUAACUGCAAUGUGUCUUAAUGAGGAAGCUAAUUUCCGGCCUCUUAUUAGCGAUAUCGUUAUUGCACUUGAAUAUUUGGCAACCCAGAGUAACACCCCAGAAUCUGUUGGAGCCAGCAGUGCCUCAUGCUCAUCGCCUAGACAGCCGCAGGAAAGGGGUGAACAUUCUCAAGAACCCUGUAGAAAGCGUGUAUCUUCUGCUUGAAGUUCCUUUCCUUUGGACUCAACCUGCAGAAGCACUCUGAUGACAGUUCCUUGCCUCAACAGAAGGGAAAAAAAAAUCUCCAAACUCGAUCUUUUGCCGAUCUAUAAUAUAUUUGCACCAAGCAGAGGGCUUAUACAGACAUGAUGUAAAAGUAUGUACAUAAACUGGGUAGGAAAUCGCGGUGGUGCCCAUGGCUAGAAGCCAGCUUCAUCGACUGUUUACCUAAAUUUGGAGCCUGAGUCCAAAUGGUGCCUUUGUUCAUAUACCUCCUAGUUGGCGGUUCUCAUAGUUAAGAAACCUGUGGAUAACUCCAUAUUUAUUGAUUUUUCUGGAGAUGAAAUUGUGUUUCGUACAUGGAGCAAUGUCUAGUGUUUAUUUUUCUUCUCUCUCUCUCUCUCUCUUUAAUAGAAAAGAUGAACUAAAACAACAGUAGUAGGAAGUUGAGAGAAAAGGAAUACAAAGUGUGAUUCAGCUUUUUUUUUU